CUUGGCAUUAGUUGUUUCACAGAAGCUGGAAAAGAUUUAAUUUUCAAAGUCGUCACUAUGAAGUUCAUCGCUGUCGUCUGUCUUAUGUUCGCCCUUUUGGGCCUUAGCCUGGCACUUAAGCAUCCUGACUGUGGUCUGCCGCCUGCUUCCGAUGGCAAUGGUCUUAUCAAGUGCGCCGGCUAUGUUCCCAGUUUCAGUUACUAUCCGGAGGAGAACUCCUGCAAGGACUUUAUUUAUGGCGGAUGCGGUGGCAACAACAAUAGGUUCUUUGCAAAGGAGGCUUGCGAGUCCAAGUGCAAGGAAUAAACGAUUAUCCGAAAUAACCAUUACCCAUUAUGUGAUUAAAAAUUUAAAAUAAAAUUAAAGAAUGCAAAACGUUA
Messenger RNA from Drosophila bipectinata, 380 nucleotides. Its product is annotated as male accessory gland serine protease inhibitor-like. NCBI's taxonomy places the organism in Eukaryota, Metazoa, Arthropoda, Insecta, Diptera, Drosophilidae. Gene Ontology annotation, molecular function: serine-type endopeptidase inhibitor activity. The record is from RefSeq and is a predicted model, not a curated record.